Molecule: messenger RNA, 2367 nt
Organism: Micropterus dolomieu (smallmouth bass)
Lineage: Eukaryota; Metazoa; Chordata; Actinopteri; Centrarchiformes; Centrarchidae
Gene: gipr
Product: gastric inhibitory polypeptide receptor
Exons: 15
Coding region: 213-1778 (521 amino acids)
Biological process (GO): cell surface receptor signaling pathway; adenylate cyclase-modulating G protein-coupled receptor signaling pathway
Cellular component (GO): plasma membrane
Molecular function (GO): gastric inhibitory peptide receptor activity; peptide hormone binding; G protein-coupled peptide receptor activity
Source: RefSeq, a predicted model, not a curated record
GCUUAAUUUAUCUCCUGCACAGCUGGAUUUGGUUGCAGAAUUUUACAGUGAAAACACAACAUUUCUCUUCCUAGGAGGUAUGUUGCAGAGCGUAAAGGGACUGUUUCAUGUUCCACCUUUUCAUGACCUCUGAUGACCUCUCAGUGACUCUGUGGUGUCCUGUAAAUCUUUGAGAUGAUCUCCCUGCAGCCAACCUGGCACACCUCUGAGUGAUGAAGGCCUCAAACACAUUCCUCAUCCUCUUCCUCAUUUACAGAACUCUGUGUCUGUUGUGUGUGUCAGGGGGAAGUGUGGAGGAUAUGAUGGAGAAAUAUAUCCGCUACAGGAAUGAAUGUCUGCAACAGAUGAGUACAGAACCCCGACCCAAAGGUGUGUUCUGUGGACGUAUGUUUGACAAGUACGCCUGCUGGUCAGAUGGAAAACUUAACUCCACAGUUAAGGUGCCCUGCCCCUGGUACCUGCCCUGGUACAAUCAAGUGCGUAAUGGCUUUGUGUUGCGGAAGUGUGGUCCUGAUGGUCAGUGGACCACCGAUAUCUUCAACCGCACCUGGAUGGACCCUUCUCAGUGCAAAAAGGACAACAGCCACCAUGAAGCUCAGGAGAAGCAGAUGAUGAUCUUAGCCUACUUCAGAGUCAUGUACACAGUUGGUUACUGUGUUAGUCUGGCCAGUCUCUGUCUGGCUUUGAUUAUUCUGGUGUUCUUCAGGAAGCUGCACUGCACCAGAAACUACAUCCACACCAACUUGUUUGCAUCAUUCAUUCUGCGAGCUGUCUCCAUCCUGACCAGAGAUGCUCUGCUGAGCAGAGACACUCCUGAGUUCAUAAAUAGCAGGGACUUCUUGGAAAUACUCAGUGAUCAGGCAGUGUCUGGCUGCCGCGUGGCCCAGGCGCUGAUGCAAUACUGUGUGGGAGCCAACUACUACUGGCUGUUGGUGGAAGGCCUGUAUCUGCACAACCUACUGGUGAUGAUGGUAUUCCCUGAAAACCGUUACUUCUGUGGAUAUCUACUCAUAGGCUGGGGCACACCAGUGUUCUUUGUGGUUCCUUGGAUUAUUGUACGUUACCUGUUUGAAAACACUAGGUGUUGGGAGAUCAAUGAGAACAAGGUGCACUGGUGGAUAAUCCGCACUCCCAUCCUGCUCGCCAUUCUGGUGAACUCAUUCAUCUUUAUCCGGAUCAUCCAUAUUCUUGUUUCAAAACUGAAAGCUCAUCAAAUGAGAUACACUGACUACAAAUUCAGACUGGCCAAAUCCACCCUGACCCUGAUCCCGUUGCUGGGGAUCCAUGAAGUGGUCUUUGCAAUGUUGACAGAGGAUCACACGGAUGGCAUCCUCCGCAACAUCAACCUCUUUUUCCAGCUCUUCCUCAACUCUUUCCAGGGUUUACUUGUAGCCAUCCUCUACUGUUUUGUCAACAAGGAGGUGCAGGCAGAGAUAAAGAAGAAAUGGCAGAGGUGGCAGCUGGGGAUGACCGACCUUGAUGACCUCAGAAACACUGGCAGCAACAUACCACAGGUUGGUGCCAGCAUGCCACCAUCUAGCCAGUGCCACCAUCAGUCUCCCUGUCUGCCGCCUGCUCAUAGCCAAGAGGACAGCCACUUCUCCGUCUCGCCCAACUCCUCUACCUCGCCUCACCCUCAGCUCCCCUUUCCUCGCCCUUACACCCACCAGGACCAGCUGGGAGCCAGACAGCUGAAGACCUACUGCUAUAUCUCUGCUCAUAGACAGGAUGGAGGAGAAGGAGGAAAUGAGGAGAAGUGUUGUGAAAGCUACUGCUGAAGCAAAAUAAGGAAAUAUCAGUGAUUAGUGCGGUCAAGCCAAUUAGUCUCACUAACCAAAUGACUGCGAGGAUUUAUGAGGUCACAAUUGUAGAAUUAAUCAGAAAACAUUUCAUUUAAAUCUAAAGACACUCUUGGACUGUUGUACGUGUAUUUCAUUGACCCUGUUGAAAUGUCUUAAAGCAACAGCAUUUCCUGGUGUAGCUGACACUGAUCUCUGACCACUCUUUCAAAGGGAAAAUUUAAGACAAUUUCCAUUUGUGGAUCCUUUGAACUCAAGGGCUCAUGUCCUUCAGUGUAAAUCAACAACUGACAGGACUCAUCCUCUCUGAUUUUAUUCCCACUGAGGAAGCAACAUGAGUUUCUACCGCUGAAAUUGUUUUGUGUUGAAAGAUGGAAAUGGGCCAAAACAAUGUUUAAUUGAACAAUUUUACUGUAAAGUGGAUAUCAUCAGUAUUAAGCCAAAUCUCCAGUCACUCAUCUAAGGUACCAUUGUUUCAAAAGUCAUAUCAACCCUAAAAAAUAUUCAUCUCAUUACACUCCCCACAGUACACUAUAGCAUGUUAUAGGAUAAUUUCCUGUUGUUUGGU